AUGAAAGCAUGGGUCUCAGAAAAUGGGCACGGUAUAGAACUUCGAGAAAUUGAUGUCCCAACAAUCAAAAAACCCGGUCAAGUUCUUCUGAAAGUCAAGGUAAUUUGAUUUUUAAGCAUGAAUUAAUUUUAAGAAAUAAUUCAGGCAGCAAGUAUAAAUCCAAUCGAUGUUGAUAUGUCGCAAGGCUAUGGCCGUGAGUUUCUCGGAGCCUGGAGAAAAGUCGCUGACUUCGAUCCCUCCAGUUCACGCUUUCCUUUGAUUCCCGGACGCGAUUGUUCUGCAGUUGUUGAAGCUGUUGGCGCAGAUGUUCAUAAUUUAGCCGCUGGUGAUGAAGUUCUAGCAAUUGUUCCAGUUAUCAAUCAAGGAACACAUGCAGAAUAUGUUAUCGCGGAUGCCAAGUUUUGUUCGAAGAAACCAUCAAAUUUGAGUUUUGAAGAUGCAACAGCACUUCCAUAUGUUGCCACAACUGCAUAUUCCGCUUUUAAAAUUGCGCAAGUCAAUCAGAAAAAUGCCAAAAGUAAGUUUAUCUUCAUGUUUCUAGAUAAAAUUGAAUUUUUUUUUAAUUUUCAGAUCAACGAGUUUUAAUUCACGGUGGAGCUGGAGGUGUUGGUUCAAUGGCAAUUCAACUUUUAAAAUCAUGGGGAUGCCAGAAAAUCGUUGCAACUUGCUCAAAAGACAGUUUUCCUCUAGUCACCAAGUUGGGAGCAAUUCCAAUCGACUAUUCAGAUAUGGAAGCUGCUAAAAAUCAACUUAUCUCACUAGCUCCAUUCGAAGUUGUCCUAGAUACUGUGGAUUCCGAAUUGGCAAAAUGGAGUGAUAAUGUGAUGGGAGUUUGGAGAAAUUGUGUGCAUGUUUCGAUUGUUUCCCCGUUGAUGCGAGAAAUCGAUAAAAAUGGAAUUCCAAUCGGUUUAUUCUCCACAGCCACCAAACAUUUUGAAAGAAGUAUUCAGAGUCAUUUUAGAGGUCGCUGGUUUUCAUAUGCAUUUUUUAUGCCAAGUGGAACUUGUAUGAGACAAUUAUCAACAUUUGCCGAACAAGGAAAGGUUAGUUAGCUGUCUUCGAAAUUUCUCCGAGAAAAUCCUUUUUCAGAUCGUUCCAAUUGUUGAAAAAGUGAUAAAAUUCGACGAAAUGGUUCAUGGAUACGAAAAAGUUUCACAAUUGAGUGGAAGAGGUAAAACUGUAGUAAAAUUUGAAUGA
Caenorhabditis angaria is the source of this 1197-nucleotide messenger RNA. Lineage: Eukaryota; Metazoa; Nematoda; Chromadorea; Rhabditida; Rhabditidae. The record is from the annotation of a GenBank genome assembly.